This is a messenger RNA of Cydia splendana, 1029 nucleotides long. RefSeq names its product eukaryotic translation initiation factor 3 subunit G (gene eIF3g1). The transcript is spliced from 6 exons. Gene Ontology annotation, cellular component: cytoplasm; eukaryotic translation initiation factor 3 complex. The coding region runs from base 139 to 972 and encodes 277 amino acids. The record is from RefSeq and is a predicted model, not a curated record. Lineage: Eukaryota; Metazoa; Arthropoda; Insecta; Lepidoptera; Tortricidae. Gene Ontology annotation, molecular function: translation initiation factor activity; RNA binding.
UUCGUUCAAUUCGUUCAAUGUCACUGAUUUCGUUUCCUUCAUGCACCCUUUUUGUUGCUGAUGUGUUGUGUGUGGAUUCUAACCCUAAAACUCGAAUAUAAUUCCUGAUAUUUUGUUACAUUGGUAAACAAUUCAAUCAUGAGGGACGAAAUCCAGUCAUCAUGGGCGGACGAAGUCGAGAUAGACCAGGGAGCUCUGCCACCGCCGUCAGAAGUUGUGGAGAAUGGACUGAAGAUAGUCACAGAAUAUAAAUAUGAUAAUGACAAUAAAAAAGUCAAGAUUGUCCGCACAUACAAAAUUGAGAAGCGUGUAGUGUCCAAGAGCAUCGCUAAACGCAAGACUUGGACCAAAUUUGGUGACUCGGCCAGUGACAAGCCAGGACCGAACCCGGCCACCACCAACGUUGCUGAGGAUGUGUUCAUGCAGUUCAUCACCAGCAAGGAGGAAGCCCAGCGGCCUGAUGAUGGACAACUUGAUGGACUGAAGCCUCCAACCAGCAGCGUGAUCUUCAAGUGCCGCACGUGCCAGGGCGAGCACUGGACCCUGAGCUGUCCCUUCAAGAACACGCAGAUGGCGCAGAGCAAGGUUGGAGAGGCGGCCAAAGCUGCAGAUACGAAGCCGGGCGGCACCACCAACAAGUACGUGGCGCCGUACCUGCGCGAGGGCGCCGCGGGCCGCGUGCCGGGCCGCGGGCCGCCGGACGCGCGCCGCGACGACGUGGCCGCCAUCCGCAUCUCCAACCUCAGCAACUUCGCCGUCGAGGCCGACCUCGAGGACCUGGUCAAGGGCUUCGGCCCCGUGCAGAAGCUCUACCUUGCCAAGGAGAAGAGCACCGGUCACUGCAAGGGCUUCGCGUACGUGCACUUCAAGUUCCGCGCCGACGCCGCCAAAGCCAUCCAGACCCUCAACGGCCACGGCUACGACCAUCUCAUCCUCAACGUCGAGUGGUCCAAGCCGCCGCAGAACAAUUAAUUUUGUAUUGUCAGCAUUAUCGUUCCAUUAUUCACAAAAUAUAUUGUAUAAAAUGUA